Messenger RNA from Sycon ciliatum, 2475 nucleotides. RefSeq names its product sushi, von Willebrand factor type A, EGF and pentraxin domain-containing protein 1-like. The transcript is spliced from 11 exons. The record is from RefSeq and is a predicted model, not a curated record. The coding region runs from base 125 to 1678 and encodes 517 amino acids. Lineage: Eukaryota; Metazoa; Porifera; Calcarea; Leucosolenida; Sycettidae.
GGGCAUUAAUGCCACACCAAGGAGAAUCGACUCUCAUUCGCCAAGAAUAAGGGACUAGGGAGAAGGAGGGGACGAGAGUGUCCACUUGUUACAACCACACUGCUGCCGACUAAGCUGGUCCACAAUGGCUUUUAGGAUGGACACCAUUGCCUUAUUUAUUGCAAUUUGCCUGGCAUUGCCAACUCCCACACCAGCAAAAAAAGGGAAAUGUGCUGCGAAAUAUAUACCUAACGGUGUUUUCCCAACGACAAUAUGGGGAGAAAAAGAUAAAAAGUGGGGAACUACCUUACAUGUCCAGCCUGUAUGUGACACAGGAUUUGAACCCUCUAAUAUCCCUAGGUGUAGCAUCGACGGCAGUUGGCUAAUGAGACGGGAAAUUGAAUAUUGUACUCCUAAGGACAUCAACUGUCCAGUGCCACGUAUUGAUAAUGGAGGAAGCAGAGAAACCUCUGUUCGCUUCCCCGGAACUGCUCUCUAUUCAUGCUCUGCUGCGGACGGUUACAUACUUGUGGGCGAAGCAAAGCCAUGGUGCACUGCUCAAGGCACCCUCAGUGCAUUGCCACAGUGUAAAUUUGUAUCUUGCCCACUGCCAUCUAUUGAGAAUGGAAGAAAGCAACGCGAUACUAUCGGGUACUCGCAAACUGCGCAGUAUUCAUGCAUUCCGGGUUAUCGACUUGUGGGUAACCGACCAACUUGCAGCAAAGGAGGCACCCUCGGUCCAGUACCACGCUGCGUCCUUGUCGUUUGCGCAGUGACUGCACUUAACCAUGGUUCGUCAACAACCCAGUCUGUUCAGUUCCCCGGAGCCGCACAAUAUAACUGCACAGCUGGUUAUUUACUGCAGGGUGAUGCACGGCCAAAAUGCACUACCGCAGGCACCCUCAGCUCACUUCCCAAAUGCCGACCUAUAAAUUGCUCCGUACCUGAUAUUGCCAACGGUAUUGCCAAAUUCACUUCAAUCAGAUAUCCCCAAACUACUAGAUAUCAUUGCAAUCGUGGCUUUUCGAUGCUUGGGGAUCGAAAGCCGAGGUGCACCUCUCAUGGAAAUCUGACUUCGUUACCGCGGUGUAUACGUAAAAACGCUACUGGGCUCACUGGUAAACACUUUUGCCCGCCAGCUGGUUCUUUGCUAAGGAUAUCAAUUGGAAAGUAUGACUAUUCGAGCGCUGUGGAACUGUGUGCCAGGAAUAACGGUACUCUGCUGAGCAAGAGGGCACAUGAGGGUGGUUGCGCACAGCCGCUUCUCAGAGAUCUUCCAGCUUGGUUAUCUGACGAUAUGUCUCCGACCAAGAAAAUAACCACUGAAGGAUCCUUAUUGGCCACGAGAAAAAUAGCUGUCAUCUGUGAACGCAGUCUGGGCAGGGGUAUGAAUUUUCAAUGCAAAAAUUUCAACAUCAGGAUAUAUGUUCAGCUAGAAACAUUUGAAAAAGCUAGUCGCAUCUGCGCAGGUAAAAGGUUGAAGCUGAUGGUCGACCGCUGGCAAAGUAAUAAGCUCAUGAGAUGCUACCUGCCUGCACUUCGCAAUGAAGGUGUGCGUUUAACCUGGAUUAGACAAGCCGGAGAGCCUCACACUUUAAAGACCCUAUAUGAUAUUGAAACUGGAGCUAAGACAAUUUCACCAUUGGGACUGGAGACAGCGGCCUUCAUUUGUGCCAAAAAAAUAAAGAGCAAGAACUGACGUGGGGGGACACAGCCAGCUUGAUGUAGAACGCGAUCCAGAUAUGACCUAUGCACUAGUGACGUGGGGAGAACAAUUUGUUGUAUACAUGUGCAUGUGUGUGCGUGUGUGUUUGUGUGUGUGUUUGUGUGUUUGUGUGUGUGUGUUCAUGUGUGUGUGUGUGUGUUUGUGUGUGUGCGUGUGUGUGUAUGUGUGUGUGUGUGUUUGUGUGUGUGUGUGCGUGUGUUUGUGUGUACGUGUGUAUGUGUGUGUAUGUGAGCAUGUGUGAAUGUGUAUGUGUGUGUGUGUGUGUUAAUGUGUGUAUGUGUAUAGUAUGUGUGUAUGUGCGUUUUGGGCAUGUGGUUGUGUUUGUGUAUGUGUGUGUGUUUGUGUGUGUAUGUGUGUGUGUACGUGUGUGUGUGUACGUGUGUGUGUGCGUGCGUGUGUGUGUGCGUGAGCAUGACUAUGUUGGUGCCCAUUCAUGAACAAAUUAUCACUACUUCUUUAUCUCGCUGGCACUCUUAUGGCAUCCUUCGGCUUCUUUUCCUGCAGCUGAUCGUUCGUUUUCUACAAAUUCGUAACAUGCAUGAUUCGUGCAUUCGCUUUCCUACAUACAUGCAUAUACAUUCAUGCCAACACAUGUGUUAUCAAUGGAAAUUUGGCAGAUGCUAGGUCUCAGUGUGUCCCUAAAGUGAUGGUCAUUGUUCACUGCUGCCAUUGUGACAGAGCAAGCCAUUGUUACCGCGCAUUUAUGCCCGCAUUGCCAUGUUGUAUAAUCUUGUAUGAUUUUCAUGGAACGGCAUUGCUUUGUUGAUAAG